Messenger RNA from Clarias gariepinus (North African catfish), 3632 nucleotides. Its product is annotated as serine/threonine-protein kinase D3-like. NCBI's taxonomy places the organism in Eukaryota, Metazoa, Chordata, Actinopteri, Siluriformes, Clariidae. The record is from RefSeq and is a predicted model, not a curated record. Gene Ontology annotation, molecular function: ATP binding; protein serine/threonine kinase activity. Bases 214 to 2694 code for a protein of 826 amino acids. The transcript is spliced from 18 exons. Gene Ontology annotation, biological process: protein phosphorylation.
AUGUCGGGUUGUUCUUCUUUGUCGGGGCAUUUCCUUUAGUUUGUGGUUGCAGGUUUGCACUCGGGCUGUCAAAGACUGAAAAACUUCAGUUUCCUUUAAUGUCUCUCAUUAAUCUACCUCAAGUCUAUUCGCUUCUUCAUCUGAGCCGUGUGUGUUCAGGGGUCGGUUCGGAUCGACUGGCUUACGCUUUAUACACCUGUGUGUGAAAGAAAUAUGAAGAUGUUCUUAAGCUGCUUUUACAGAAUCAACCUCUUCUUCAUCAUCAUCAUCAUCACAUCUCUCUCGCUCUCUUUCUCUUCAGGCUCUUUCUCGCAGAUAUCUAUAGGAACAGAGUCAAUCCCUGGAGGCCCCAUCUGCGUCCAUUUCCAAAUAGGUCUGUUUAAAGAAGGGGUCAGGUUAUCCGAGGGCCGACUGAGUUUCAAAAGCGCCAAGAAAGUAGCAGCAGAAAUCAUCGAGAAGAAGGCCCCUGAUUGGAGUGUGAUAGGCCUCGGUGAGAAGCUGCUGCUGUUUAAGCACGAUCCCAUGUCAGAGCAGCUCCUUCACAGACUCACAGAGCAACACUACCUGCACGAUGGAGACCUGGUGGAGGUGGUACUUGCUGCUUCCGCGUCACUGACUGAGGUGAAGUUCCGCCCACAUUCGUUGGUGGUCCAGUCCUAUCGCACACCUACGUUUUGUAACCACUGUGGCGAAAUGCUCUGGGGACUUGUCCGACAGGGCUUAAAAUGUGAAGGUUGUGGUUUAGAUUUCCAUAAACGCUGCGCAUUGAUGUUGGCUAACGACUGUUCACGGGUGUACCGGCCAUGCGGCCCCAGUCUGUCACUCUUCCCUCCGUCACGUCCUCGUUCCACCUCCCUCAGCAACCACACUGGAGGCAGUCUGGAGGAGAUCAGUCUUUCCAAGCCGUCACGCUCCCGGCCUCCGUCAUGGGCAGACAGGCCCGUGUGGUUAGGUGUGUGUGAUGGGGCAAGAGGAGGCAGACCCCUGGUGCCACACACCUUCCACAUCCACACGUACACCAAGCCCACAGUGUGUCAGUACUGCCACCGGCUGCUCAAAGGGCUGUUCCGCCAAGGCCUACAGUGCUCUGACUGCAAGUUUAACUGUCAUCGCCGCUGUGAGUCUCAGGUUCCACCAGACUGUAGAGGAGAGCGAGCCAACGGAGAAGAGAGCAACUCGCACCAGGAGCCUGAAUCUGAGGAGGACAGAGCUGUGGUAACAGUCAACGCUAUUUAUGGAGAGUAUCCAUUUAAAGCGCGCCCUCAUGUGGGGGAGGAGCCUUCGGAGCAACCACCGAUCGGUCCCUGUUUCAGCAGCAAUAUCCCCUUGAUGAGGGUGGUGCAGUCGGUUAGGCAGACUAAGAGGCGAUCCAGUGGCAUACUGAAAAAUGGCUGGCUGUUGCACCAUACCGAUGUAGAUACACUGAGAAAAAGGCACUACUGGAUUCUGGAUGGAAAAAGCAUCACAAUGUACCAGAACGAGAACAGCAACAAGUACUACAAGGAGCUGCCUCUGUCUGAAGUGCUGCAGGUUCGAGGCUCGUCUCAGCUUACUGUUCCCGUGGAGGAGGAUGAUGCUGGUCAUUCGUUCGAGCUGCAGACGAGUUCGGUCGUCUAUUGCGUGUUCGCAGGUGCAGAAGGAGCUGCCUGGGAGUCGGCCAUCAGGCUCGCACUUAUGCCUUUACAGAGCCUCAGCCUUGACACAGCACAGCCCGCAGAUGAUCGAGUGAUCUGUCAAGAAAUCCAGGAUAUUAGUUUGCUGUAUCAGAUAUUCUCGGAUGAAGUGCUGGGAUCAGGACAGUUUGGAGUGGUGUACGGAGGCACUCACAGGCAGACGGGUCGACUGGUGGCUAUUAAGGUCAUUGAUAAAACUCGCUUCCCAGCCAAGCAGGAGAGACAGAGCAAAAACGAGGUGGCCAUCCUGCAGAGUCUGUCCCACCCUGGGGUCAUCAUACUCGAAGGCAUGUUCGAGACUCCCGAUCGCACUUUCGUUGUCAUGGAGAAGCUCCAUAGCGACAUGCUGGAGAUGAUUCUGUCCAAUGAGAAUGGACGACUUCCUGAGCGCAUCACUCGCUUCCUUGUUAUGCAGAUUUUGGAGGCUCUGCGCUACCUGCAUAUGAAACACAUCGCUCACUGUGACCUUAAACCUGAGAAUGUGCUGCUUGCCUCACCAGAUGGUCUACCUCAGGUGAAACUGUGCGACUUUGGUUUUGCACGGAUCAUCGGUGAGAAGUCAUUCCGGCGCUCUGUGGUGGGCACGCCGGCGUAUUUGGCCCCCGAAGUGAUUAGCAGCAACGGCUAUAACCGCUCACUCGACAUGUGGGCUGUUGGGGUGAUCCUGUAUGUCAGCCUAAGCGGCACAUUUCCCUUCAACGAGGAUGAGGACAUUAACCAACAGAUCACUAACGCUGCCUUCAUGUAUCCUCGGCACCUCUGGGCCCUCAUUUCUCUGGAGGCGGUGAGUCUGAUUAAUAACCUGCUGCAGGUGGUGGUUCGGCGCAGGUUCAGUGUGGGGAAAGCGAUGGGACAUCCCUGGCUCCAGAACUUCCAGCUGUGGUGUGACCUGCGUCAGUUUGAGCAACGUCUGGGCCGCCGUUACCUCACUCAUGAGUCAGAUGACGAGCGGUGGAGAUGUCACGCUCAGGAGAAAGGCCUUAGCCUGCCUCCUCAUUUACAGAUAGAACAGGGACACUAACACACGCACACACAUACCGUACAGUGGAUGCUUCAGUUUAAUCAUGACGUGUGACUGGUGUGUGUGUGUGUGUGUGUGUGUGUGUGUGUGUGUGUAGACUGUACAGACCCCCAUUGCCCUGAUGUGAUAUCACUGUACAUUUUAUACACACUGACUAUUUUUAUUAAAAUAAAACAAACUGUAGAGUCUGUGCCUUGUUUAUGUUUUACGUAUGUAAAGCAAGGACAUAACUUAUAACAUGGUAACAUGCAUCAGGAAGUCUACACUUUCAUGUACGCUUUAUUACCUGUCGUAAAUAGUGUGCUGAGACACUAUUUACGACAGGUUUCAUUAUCUUCAUGUAUACUAUACGUCAUCAGGGAUUUAUUUCCCUUUAGCUGUUAUAAAGUGCUCAACAUGCCUGGGUAGAUUUCCACUAGAUUUUAGAGCAUGGCAGUUCAUUCGGCUCCAAAAGGCUACAGUUCUGAUUCAGGGCUCUGUGCAGGACAUUCGCGUUCUUCUGCUCCAACCUGAACAUACCGUGUCUUCAUGGAGAAAUCUUAGUUGCAGUAAAGGGAAAUUGUAAUGCUAUAGUGCACAAAGACGUUCCAUAAAAUUGUGGUAGAAGUCUGGGAUACAUUAAAUUUGUAUACAUACUUUUUCACCAUAUUGUGUACAUCCACAGUACAAACUGUAGCAUCUACAUAUUAAAAUUAAAAUGUAUUUGUCACGUGUACCUUAUGGCAUGGUGAAAUGAUUUUACCAAUCAGAUAGGGUUAAGGGCCUUUCUUAAGGGCUUAACAUUGGCAACUUGGCAGUGCUUCAAACCCCUGACUUUCUGAUUAGUAAGCCAUAACUUUUGCCUAGGUGUCACGUUAAGGUUUACAAUUAACACCAGGUAGCACCUAACUAAAAUGUUUUAAUUUCCUACAAAGCAAAUUUCUUGCCAUACUUUUUUU